Vidua chalybeata is the source of this 1445-nucleotide messenger RNA. It is a transcript of the gene HAPSTR1, whose product is annotated as HUWE1 associated protein modifying stress responses. The coding region runs from base 224 to 1138 and encodes 304 amino acids. The record is from RefSeq and is a predicted model, not a curated record. The transcript is spliced from 5 exons. Lineage: Eukaryota; Metazoa; Chordata; Aves; Passeriformes; Viduidae.
UCGGGCGCUGCGGGCGGGACGGGCCGGCUGCGCGUUCCCAGGCGCCUCGGCCGGGCUCUCAGUGCGCUCGGGGCGGUGCCGGCGCUCGGAGUGUUUGGGGCCGGCGGAGCGACGGGCGGGCCCGGCAUGGGGGUGAGGUAGGGCCGGCCCGGCGCACGGAACGAGCGCGGCCGGCUGUCGGGACCGGGUGUACGCGGCGGUGGGACGCGGAGCCGGGCGGAGGAUGGAGGACAAGAAGGAGGAGGGCGAGGCGGAGAUCCAGGAGCACGGGCCCGAGCACUGGUUCAGCAAGUGGGAGCGGCAGUGCCUGGCUGAGGCCGAGCAGGAGGAGGCGCUGGCGCCGGAGCUGCAGGACGAGGCGGCGGCGCAGCCCGAGCACAAACAGCAGAAGCUCUGGCACCUCUUCCAGAAUUCGGCCACCGCCGUGGCGCAGCUCUACAAGGACCGGGUGUGCCAGCAGCCGGGGCUCUCCCUCUGGGUCCCCUUCCAGAACGCCGCCACUGCGGUCACCAACCUCUACAAAGAGAGUGUGGAUGCCCACCAGCGAAGCUUUGAUUUAGGAAUUCAGAUUGGCUAUCAGCGUCGGAAUAAGGAUGUGUUAGCCUGGGUUAAAAAACGCAGAAGAACUAUUCGAAGAGAAGACUUAAUCAGCUUCCUUUGUGGAAAAGUCCCUCCUCCAAGAAAUUCUAGAGCUCCCCCAAGACUGACUGUAGUAUCCCCUAACCGAGCUACUUCAACAGAAACUAGCUCAUCUGUAGAGACUGAUUUGCAGCCCUUCCGUGAAGCCAUAGCUCUGCAUGCCGUGGUGUACACCUGUCUGAGACCUGCUGCCGUACUGCAGUUUCCUUCAGGGAGUGAAAGGGAGCAUGGUGAUGGUAUUGACACAAGACCAGGUCUUAGUGGUGCAAUGGCUAGUAUAAGUGUUCGCUCGAGUACCCCAGGCUCGCCUACUCACGUGAGCAGUGGCUCCAAUGCUAGUCGAAGGAGAAAUGGACUCCAUGAUGUUGAUUUGAACACUUUCAUAUCAGAAGAAAUGGCACUCCACUUGGACAAUGGUGGAACUAGAAAGCGUACCUCAGCCCAGUGUGGCGAUGUCAUUACAGACUCACCAACUCAUAAACGCAACAGAAUGAUCUAAACUGCAAAAAUUUCAAACCCACCAUGCUGCUUGAAAGCCACUUGAUCCUCAGAGUACUAUUGAAAAGGAAACAUGAGGCCAUCUUUCCAUAUUCACUGUUUAAGACAAAGAAUUCAAUAAAUGCCAUAAAGGAAAUUUUAGAUAUUACAUUAGAUGCCUCUUGUAACUGCGGCUUUCUUAAACUAUAUUCUUAGCAGAGGACAUCAGAUAUUGUGUAGUAGUUAGCAAGAUCAUCAUAGGCGAACAUGUAUCUGUUCCAAGGCUAAAAGUGACCUUACUUGUAUUAUUAAAGGGAAAGGAAAUUUCA